AUGGACAUCAAGACAAGAUUUCUCAUUCUUUCCGACACCCACGCUGAAAAAGGGUUAACUGCCCCUGAUGUAGCUGCAGAUGUAGCGAUACACUGCGGCGAUCUGACCGACGAGUCCAAGCUGAGCGAAUUCCGGACAUCACUGGAGCUUCUCAAAAGCAUUAAGGCCCCGAUUAAGCUGGUCAUUGCAGGGAACCACGACUUCACCCUCGACAUAGCCGCUUUCCAAAAGAAGGUUAACCAUGCCAUCUCCACGUUUUCCAUUGCGCCAGACCUGGUGCGGCAGGAGUACGGAUAUUUUGGCAAAGCACGGCAGCUGUUUGCCGAAGCAGCAUCGUCAAAUAUCAUCUUGCUGGACGAAGGCACCCAUCAUUUCAACCUCCAGAACGGCGCGAGGCUCACCGUAUACGCGAGCCCAUAUACGCCGUCACUCGAAGCUGACUGGGGGUUUCAGUACCGACGCGGUGACGAGCAUAACUUCGCUCUUGACGGUGCCGAUGUCGUCAUCACACACGGGCCCCCAAUGGGCGUUCUGGAUCUCACUGCCUCCAAGCAGCGCGGCGGCUGCGACCAGCUCUUCGCCGCCGUAGCACGGUCCCGUCCGCGUCUGCACUGCUUCGGCCACAUCCACAAAGGCUGGGGCUCCAAACUUAUCACCUGGCGCGGUGACAAGGCCAGCGAAUCGCCCUCGCACUUCUCCGACAUCGAUAACGGCGCUUCGACCGCGAUUGAGUCCCUGGCCACGCUCGGCCCGACAAAAUGGGACUCGACCCGGGAAGUACUCGAAAAAGAAGAGCGACUCAUGGCACUCAAACAACUUGGCUACCGCGCGACAUGCCACUACGGUUCGGACCCGCUUCAAGUUCAUCCCCUGACGCCGGGCCGGCAAACUCUAUUCGUCAACGCCGCCGUCCAGAGCCUGAGCGAGAGCAACGGGCCACACUUGCCCUGGGUUGUGGAGAUCGGACUCCCACCGGCCGACGCUUGA
Thermothelomyces thermophilus ATCC 42464 is the source of this 987-nucleotide messenger RNA. RefSeq lists its product as uncharacterized. Gene Ontology annotation, molecular function: hydrolase activity. The record is from RefSeq and is a predicted model, not a curated record. Lineage: Eukaryota; Fungi; Ascomycota; Sordariomycetes; Sordariales; Chaetomiaceae. The coding region runs from base 1 to 987 and encodes 328 amino acids. The transcript has a single exon.